AUGUUGAAUUUGAAAACUCUAAAUAAUGCAAUAAAAAUCACACGAAACAUUUCCGUACGCUACAAUUCAUCGGAAAAUAAGUAUCUCACAACGACUCAAAAGAUGAUUUUAUACGGUGAUGAAGUGGCGCCACCAGUCCGCUUUGCUUUGAUGACAGCUUCCAUUUUAGGCGUUGAGUUGGAUUUCCGUAGGAUUGACCUUUUCGCUUCUGAAAACAAAACCGAAUCAUACAAAAAAAUUAACCCACUUCAAAAGGUGCCAGCGUUAGUAAUAGGAAACAAAACGCGAGUUUUGCGUUCAUUCAAUGAACUGAAGGCGAGUAUGUUCAUCUCUCUUUCAUUUGGCCGCUGGUCGCUGUCCUCACCGGACGCGGUUUAUUUGUUUCGCGCCAAAAUAUGCGAAAAAAUGGAGGAUAAUCGGGUAGAUGAAGCUCGAAAUGUUGUAUCUUUCUGUUAA
Parnassius apollo (apollo) is the source of this 456-nucleotide messenger RNA. The record is from the annotation of a GenBank genome assembly. NCBI's taxonomy places the organism in Eukaryota, Metazoa, Arthropoda, Insecta, Lepidoptera, Papilionidae.